ACAGCUGGAAGCAAGCUCCUUGCUUUGCCCUGUCCCUUCUCCAGUCCUCAUUGUUCUAAACACUUGCACCUGACAGUGUUAAUCAUCUCCUUGUGGAUCUUCUCUCUUCCAUUGGGUUUUGUGUUCCUUCUUUGUUCUCCUACCUCUCUUCAGUAUCCUUCAAACAAAUGAAUGAACACUUAUGAACAUACUACUGCCCAAAACUGUCUAGUCCACAAGCACAUCCUUGUUAUUAAGCAGUUAUGACUUCCACGCACUGUGCUUAAGGGCUGGGAAUACAAAUACAGAUAGACAGGAAAGCCCUGCCCUCAAGGAGUGUGUACUCUAACGGGGAGAGAUUCUGUGGAGGGCUGGUGGAAGAAGCUAACUGUGCAGCCUGGAGAGGAAUGAGACAUGGUUGGCCUGGGCAAUCCUACUUAAAUGGGAGUUCUAUGAGGAGCCAUCCAGUCAGAAGGGGAAGCUUCAGGGACCCAGGUUACUUCUGAAGUGGGAGUUCCUGGACUGGAAAGAGGUUUUAGGUUGGGGCUUGGUAGAGGAAGCCCCAAAUGUAGCCUGGAGAGAAUGAGAGUGUUGGGAAUACAAAUAUUAGACUGUCCCUGCUCUCAAGAUGCUUACGUUCUAAUUGGGAAAGUUAACAAACAUGGGGACUAGGGAAGAGCAUUUGGGUCUAAGGAUUCACAGGGAUAGUGAGGUGUUGUAUAUAGGGCAGUGAGUUGACAUGUCCUUUCCAGAAGCAGUGGCACUCUUGGUUUGAAUACUGUGCCAAAGGUAGGAAGUUGAGGAAAGAGGGUACGAGGUGCCAGGCAGAUGGCAAGAUGGAAGGCUGAAUGGUAUCUGAUUACUUGUUAAUAGAUACAGUGCUCAGGUGGGCUAGGCUGCACUUAGUCACCAGUCAGGAGGACUGGGCCCAAGAGCAGAAGCAUCACAGCUCACCUAUAACUCUGAGAGUCCUCUAGGGCUGUGGCUGAGGUUCACUUCUCUACAUGUUUUCCCUUGGUGAUGACAGCAGCUCCCAUGGGUUCAGCUGUCAUUUCUCUUGCCUCCUACAAAAGGCUUUUCCUGAUUUCCCCGAGUUGUAAUCUCUCCCUGCCCCAAAUUACUUUGCAUUUAUUUUAUGUGUACUUAUCUGUGUACAUGUUGUUUCACCUCAGGAGGAUGCAGCUGACUCCCUAAUCUCAGAUCGAAGGCAGCAUGGCCUAAUGGAUAGAGCACUCACUGUACCUGGAGUCAGGUGGAUCCAAGUUCAUAUCUUGCCUUAGACAUUUGUUGUAGGACCCUUGACAAUUCACUGAACCUCUCUGUGUUCUAGUUUUCCCUAAGUUCAUCUAAGUUCUUUCCAGUUCUACAUCUAUGAUCCUAUGAAAUACAGUCCUCAUCUUUCUUACAUCCAGCCUUGUCUCACCAGUCACCUGCUAGAAAUCUCCUCCAGGAUGUCCUAUAGUCAUCUCAGCAUGUCCACUUUACAUAACAUAACUUAGUAACUUCCUCCUUAGACCUAUCCCUACUCCUCCCUUCUCUGAUUCUGGUGAGUGUUCUACUCACUAGGCCAUGCUGCCUCUCACUUUGGUGUCUGGGAGUCAGCUGCAUCCUACUGAGAGGAAACACUAUGUACUUAGAUAAGUAAGUACAAAAAACCCACCAUCCUUCUGGUUGGCCAGGUUCAAAACCUUGGGCUCAUUUUCAACACCUCGUUCUCUCAUGUCUCAUAUUCAACCAGUCACCAAGUCUUGGCAAUUCUGCCUCCAUAACAUUUCUCAGAUCUGUCCUUUACCAUACGAAGGAAGCUUCUGUGGCUCCCUCUUGCCUCUAGGACAGAGGACAACUCCUCUGUUUGGCAUUUAAAUUCCUCCACAUCAUGGCUUCAGGUUCAUUCUUCUUCCUUUAGCACUCUGCCUCCCACCAUACUGGUCCUCCUUGCCCACUCUUGCCAGCACCCACCAUUUUGGCUGUCCCCAGGAUCCUCAAGGUUCAGCUUAAAUGCUGACUCCUAUAAAAAGUGUGUAUCAGUUUCCCCCAGAUGUUAUUGGCUCUAUCCCCCAAAUUGUUGUUUUUAUUUUCCAUAUUUUUAGGAUUUAUUUGCACAUACAUGUGCAUAUAUCUAUAUACAUAUAUGUACAUAUAUAUACAUUUAUAUAUGUAUAAUUUUCCCUCAGUAGCAUAUAAAUUCCUCAAGGGCAAAGACUAUUUUCUUUUUAUCUUUGUAUUCAUGGUACCCAGCACAGUGCCUGGUACGUAGCAGGUGCUUAACGAAGGCAUAUUGAAUGAGGAAAAAGAAGAAUGAAAAAGAAAAGGGAAGGGAAGAAGGGGAACGUCAGGGGAAGGGGAAACAAGUUGUGAGACAGGAAGGAUAAGGAUGAAAGCCCGGUGGGAGACAAAGUUGGGGCUCAUGAAGGCAGGAGUAGAAUUGGGGUCAACUUUGGAGAAGAGAUUGAAUGAAAGAGAGAGUGGUGGCAUUGUGGAAGUGGGCAGGAGAAUUCCUGUUUACAUUUGAAGUUAAGGCUCUCCCAGGACCAUCCCUCUCCCAUAGAGUCCUCCUCUGCCACACCACCUCCCAGUUCUUGUCAAUUGACUGUUUUCCUCUCUAGCCCUUUAGAGCACACAAGGGCCAUGAGUGAGCUAAAGGACUGCCCACUGCAGUUCCAUGACUUCAAGUCAGUGGACCACUUGAAGGUAUGUCCCCGAUAUACAGCGGUGCUGGCCCGCUCAGAAGACGAUGGCAUUGGCAUUGAGGAGCUUGACACCCUGCAGCUGGAACUGGAGAACCUGCUUUCUUCAGCCAGCCGACGUCUUCGGGUGUUGGAGGCUGAGACCCAGAUCCUGACCGACUGGCAGGAUAAGAAAGGUGACCGGAGAUUCCUGAAGCUGGGCCGAGACCAUGAAUUGGGAGCCCCUGCAAAACAUGGCAAGCCCAAAAAGCAGAAGCUGGAAGGAAAGGCAGGUCAUGGGCCCGGUCCUGGCCCUGGCCGGCCCAAGUCCAAGAACCUCCAGCCCAAGAUCCAGGAAUAUGAGUUCACAGAUGACCCCAUCGAUGUGCCUCGGAUUCCCAAGAAUGAUGCCCCUAACAGGCGAGGGGACUGUCUGUGCUCAGGGCCAGGCUCUGCUCCCAGGUUCUGGGCUUCCGUGGAGCCGUACUGUGCCGACAUCACCAGUGAGGAAGUACGAACGCUGGAAGAGCUGCUGAAGCCCCCAGAAGAUGAGGCUGAGCAUUACAAGAUCCCACCCCUGGGGAAGCACUAUUCCCAGCGCUGGGCCCAGGAGGAUUUACUGGAAGAACAGAAGGAUGGGGCCCGGGCAGCAGCUGUAGCUGACAAGAAGAAAGGCAUUAUGGGACCGUUGACUGAACUGGACACUAAAGAUGUGGAUGCAUUGCUUAAAAAAUCAGAGGCCCAGCACGAGCAGCCUGAAGAUGGCUGUCCUUUUGGCCCCCUGACUCAGCGACUCCUACAGGCUUUGGUGGAGGAAAACAUCAUCUCCCCCAUGGAAGAUUCCCCUAUCCCGGAUGUGUCUGGCAAGGAGUCAGGUGCUGAUGGUGCCAGUACUUCUCCUCGAAAUCAGAACAAGCCAUUCAGUGUUCCCCAUACUAAAUCUCUGGAGGGACGAAUAAAGGAGGAGCUGAUAGCCCAGGGCCUGCUGGAGUCUGAGGACAGGCCUGCUGAGGACUCGGAGGACGAGGUCCUUGCUGAGCUGCGCAAGCGGCAGGCUGAAUUGAAGGCACUUAGUGCCCACAACCGAACCAAGAAGCACGAUCUUCUGAGGUUGGCCAAAGAAGAAGUGAAUCGUCAGGAGCUGAGGCAGCGAGUCCGCAUGGCAGAUAACGAGGUCAUGGAUGCCUUCCGGAAGAUCAUGGCUGCCCGGCAGAAGAAGAGGACUCCCACUAAGAAGGAGAAAGACCAGGCUUGGAAGACACUGAAGGAGCGGGAGAGCAUCCUGAAACUUCUGGACGGAUAGCCAGGCUGGGCUUCUCAGCCCCUGCCCUGCCUCUUAGCUCUUCUCUUUCUCCCAAACCCUAAUGCUUAGAAGAAUGGGAAGACCCUGGUCCCUUCCUCUGACACAAUGGGUGGGAGCUGCUCUCUUUGCUGCCUCUCUUCACCGGACGUUUUAGACAAUGCGCAGCCUGGGAGCAGGAGGGGUCAGCCGGGCCGGAGCUGGCCCCUGGCUGUGCUUGGCUUCUGAUGAAAGAUCAGUGUCUUGGGCUUGGCCUCCCUUCUCCCCUGGGCUUGGCUCUUGUCCCUUCUUCCCUCUUUUUUCUUCCAAGGACUUUUGACCCCAUGUUUUUCUGAGAUGUGAACUUUAGAGUAAACAGACUGCUCUGGUUUUUAAGAACA
Trichosurus vulpecula (common brushtail) is the source of this 4325-nucleotide messenger RNA. RefSeq names its product transcriptional adaptor 3 (gene TADA3). Gene Ontology annotation, biological process: regulation of transcription by RNA polymerase II. Lineage: Eukaryota; Metazoa; Chordata; Mammalia; Diprotodontia; Phalangeridae. The coding region runs from base 2608 to 3948 and encodes 446 amino acids. Gene Ontology annotation, molecular function: transcription coactivator activity. The record is from RefSeq and is a predicted model, not a curated record. Gene Ontology annotation, cellular component: SAGA complex. The transcript has 8 exons.